AAAGUAUUUGUCGUAUAAUUAUCGAGAAUUAAAUGUCAAGAAUUAGCAUCAGGAAAUAUAUAUGAGAAUGAAUGUCGUUAGAGAGUCAUAUAGAAAAGUGUAAAUGGCCCGGGGUUAAAUUUAAAAGUACGUCUUCUAGAAAAAGAGAUAUUCAAGAACGAGAUUUUUUUUCAAACGAAUGCGAAUGGUAACAAUUGGACUGAAAUUGAUUGGGCUAUUAAAAUGAGGAUUUAAAAAAAAGGCUAUUAAAAUUAAAUCUAAUUCUUGUAUUCUAUUGACCUAUUGUACGAUAAUAGAAAUUUCCAAGAAAUUUAAACUUGAUCCUAUACGCGGGAACGCGUACAAAUACAUUAACAUGUGUAUUGUACACAUGUCAGUCUUCGGAUCUGACAAGGUAUCGAUACGUUUCCUCUAUCUUGAGAAUUAUAAAUAAUAAUCAAAGAAGCUAUCCCCGUUAACGAAGGAUUUUUCUCUCGUAAAGCAACUCUCGUAUCAAAAGCGCAAAGAGAAACAUAGUGAUCCAUUGGUUCACAGCCGACGAAAGCGGCGGAGUUUCCUAAGAUUUCGAGCCAAUGGGAAUACGUUGGCUUGCUAAAAAUACAUUUUGAAUCACAGUAGGAGGAGAUGAGACGACACCUCCUUCUCGAAAGACAAGAAAUACUCUUAUGAGUACGUAUCUCUACUCGAACAAAACGGGUAACUCUCAGUCACCACAAUUCAGUCAAGUAUUUAAGAAGAGUCGAACGGAUGUAACAGCGCUAAACAAAAAUAUCGAAAAGAUCGAAAUUUUUAGGCAAGUUUUAUCAAAGUAAUAGAAAAGCGCGGUACAUAAAAAAAAAAACAGUAACUUUUCGCACAUGUCAAAAAAACAUAUAUAUAGCAUAUGUGCAAAGCUUCCUGUGUCACUUGAGAACAAUCAGUAAUAACGAGGAACAAGAUCUAUACACACAUAUACAGAAUAUUUCAAACAGUACAAUUUGCGGAUUUUGUUGGACGUGCGAAUUAUCAUGUUAAUGAGAUGUAUAUUGUGUAUACUGUGAAACAAAUGUGUCUAAUGUCGAUCGUGCAUUUUAAAUAAUAUUUCUGAAAGUAAUAUUUCUCGCAAAUUUCGCAAGAGAUUUAAUCGAGAUUGAUAUAAUAUUAUAAUCCAUCCGUUAAAUACACGUGUCAUUCUCUCUCUCCUUCAAGAUAAUAUCAAAAUCAGAAUGAAAACUAACGGAGGCACUUCAAGUCGUUUGAGUACAAAUGUGGAGCAACGUUUAAGAAGUCCGAAGUGCGCGAGAUGUCGGAACCACGGUGUAAUAUCCGGCUUAAAAGGUCACAAGAGAUCCUGCGCAUGGAAAGAUUGCCGAUGUCCUUGUUGUCUUCUAGUCGUCGAAAGGCAGCGGGUGAUGGCAGCGCAAGUUGCUCUACGUAGGCAACAACAAGCACAGGGCGACAAUCUUUUGUCUUCAAUAAAUAAAAUAUCAGCGGACACCGUAAGUCCUUAUUACACUAAGGCAAAAUAUGACGAACCUGCCUGCGGUAGAAGAACCAAGAAUUUUCAAAGGCAUCAUUUACAUUUCACGCAGACGAGUAUCAGCGUGACGCAGGAUUUCUAUGGAUUAAAUGCUGUACACCACAGUUUACCUGGCGCACUAUCAGCACAUCCGCAUUUACUGAGCACUUUAUCUUCUUUGGAGUGCGAUCAAAAACAACAAGCUGAACCCACACUAAAGGUACAAUCUUUCCAUUCUGCAUACCCGACAAUGGUUCCGUGGUUCAAUGAGGUAACGCAAUCGUACAUAGCGAAUGGGGACUUGAACAAUUUUAUUUCUACGAGAGAUUUGCGGAGCUGUCCUACUACAAUCAAUAAUAAACCUUGUUUAGAAAAAAAAGCGCCAAUUUCUUUCAGCGUCGAAUCUAUUAUCGGCACGAAAUAAUAUUAUCCUAUAUACCUGUAUAUU
Wasmannia auropunctata (little fire ant) is the source of this 1946-nucleotide messenger RNA. RefSeq names its product doublesex- and mab-3-related transcription factor 1-like. Gene Ontology annotation, molecular function: DNA-binding transcription factor activity, RNA polymerase II-specific; RNA polymerase II cis-regulatory region sequence-specific DNA binding. The transcript is spliced from 2 exons. The record is from RefSeq and is a predicted model, not a curated record. NCBI's taxonomy places the organism in Eukaryota, Metazoa, Arthropoda, Insecta, Hymenoptera, Formicidae. The coding region runs from base 1206 to 1922 and encodes 238 amino acids. Gene Ontology annotation, cellular component: nucleus. Gene Ontology annotation, biological process: regulation of transcription by RNA polymerase II; sex differentiation.